This is a messenger RNA of Xiphophorus maculatus (southern platyfish), 3589 nucleotides long. RefSeq names its product repetitive proline-rich cell wall protein 2-like. The record is from RefSeq and is a predicted model, not a curated record. The coding region runs from base 135 to 2033 and encodes 632 amino acids. The transcript is spliced from 12 exons. NCBI's taxonomy places the organism in Eukaryota, Metazoa, Chordata, Actinopteri, Cyprinodontiformes, Poeciliidae.
CUCCAGAGGAAAAAGUAAAAGUCGAGAAAUCUCCAAAAGAAAAACAAAAAAUCGAGAAACCUCCAAGAAAAAUAGUAAAGGCGGAGAAGCCUCCAAAAGACGAAACAAAAGUAGAGAAACCUCCCAAAGAAACCAUGAAAGUCGAGAAACCUCCCAAAGAAAAAGUAAAAGUUGAGAAACCUCCAAAAGAAAAACUAACAGUCGAGAAACUUCCGAAACAGGAAACAAUAGUUGAGAAACCUCCAAAAGAAACAGUAAAAGCAGAGAAAACUCCGAAAGAGGAAACUAAACUCGAGAAACAUCCCUCAGAAAAAAUAGAAGUCGAGAAACCUCCAAAGGAAAAAGUAAAGGCAGAGAAGCCUCCCAAAGAAAAAACAGAAGUCAAGGAAGCUCCGAAAGAGGAAACAAAAGUUGAGAAACUUCCAAAGGCAAAAGUAAAGGCAGAGAAGCCUCCCAAAGAAAAGGCAAAAGUCGAGAAACCUCCAAAAGAAGAAACAAAAGUCGAAAAAUUUCCAAAAGAAAAAGUAAAGGUGGAGAAGCCUCCCAAAGAAAAAACAGAAGUCAAGAAACCUCCAAAAGAAGAAACAAAGGUUGAAAAACUUCCGAAAGAGGAAACAAAAGUCAAGAAACCUCCCAAAGAAAAAAUUGAAGUCGAGAAACCUCCCAAAGAAAUAGUAAAGGCAGCAAAACCUCCCAAAGAAAAGGUCAAAGUCGGGAAACCUCCCAAAGAAGAAACAAAAGUUGAGAAACCUCCAAAGGAAAAACUAAAAGUCGAGAAACCUCCAAAGGCAAAAGUAAAGAUGGAGAAACUUCCCAAAGAAAAACUAAAGGUCGAGAAACCUCUAAAGGAGGAAACAAAAGUCAAGAAACUUCCGAAAGAGGAAACAAAAGUCGAAAAGCGUCCCAAAGAAACAAUAAAAGUUGAGACGCCUCCAAAAGAAGAAACAAAACUUGAGAAGCCUCCAAAGGAAAAAGUAAAGGCGGAGAAGCCUCCCAAAGAAAAAACAGGAGUGAAGAAACCUCCGAAAGAGGAAUCAAAAGUCGAGAAACCUCCCAAAGAAAAGGUAAAAGUCGAGAAACCUCCAAUAGAAAAGAAAGAAAAGAAACUUGUCAGAGAAGAAAUGAAGGUUGAAAAAGCACCAAAAGAAGAAAAAAAGGCAGAGAAACCUCCAAAAGAAAAGGAAGAAAAGAAACCUGCCAAAGAAGAAAUAAAAGUGGAGAAACUGCCCAAAGAAAAGAAACAUGUCAAAGAAAAACAGAAGGUUGAGAAACCACCAAAAGAAAAGGAAGAAAAGAAACCUGUCAAAGAAGAAACAAAGGUCAAGAAACCUCCCAAAGAAAAGCUAGGUGUUGAGAAACCUAUCAAGGAUAAGAUAGAAGAAAAGAAACUUUCAGCAGAAGGAAAAUCUGAACAGAAACGCCAAACAGCAAAAAUAGGAGUAAAGAAACCUAAAGAAGAUAUUAAGCCCAAAAGAACAAUCAAGCGGGAGUUUCCAACUGUCCUCAGGAAGCAACAUCUUAAUGUGACAAAACCCGAAACCACUCCAAUCAAGACCAAAAAGGUGGCAGUUGUGAAAAAGCUCGAAAUCCCAGACAAAAACGUCUCCUUAACAAAGACGAAAGUAGUAAAGGCAGCGCUGCUACGAAAAGUUCCUGAGGCUCCAAAAGAAACAGCCAAGCCUUCAAAAGUCAAAAAAGUUGUUGAGGUUCUUAAGGAGAAGAUUGAACCUAUCACUCAGAAAAAAGCAGCUGUUAUUAAGGCAAAACCAGCACCUGCUGAAAAGAAGAAAGAGAAAACUGUCCCGAAGCAGACGGUAAAGGAUAAAGCUAAAGAAGACAGAGUUCUUAAAGAGAGACAGGAGCCGGCAAAGAAAGAAAAACCUGCUGAGAAGGCUGCCAGAGACGAGAAGGUUGAAGAACAACUUUUGGACAGCUUUCCCAUGGAUGACGACCUGCCGUACUUCCAGUGUUUCUUCCUGGACGAGGACGAGGCUCAGUUUCCAUUUUAUGCCUUCUCACCUCUACACAUUUAACUCCUAGUGUGCAUCUAAUCUGAGGUGGCCUUACUCAUAAUGACAAAGUCCUGUCACACUCCGGGCUGCAGAAACAUGGCAGCACCCGUUCACUGUGUCCAACAAGCGACCAGAGCGGCUGAAAUGUGAAGGACUGUUUUUAUCGUUUUGUUCGCGGGUCUGGUUGAGCUCUCGUUUUGAAUACACAAAGAGGGCGUCAUUCCUUUUGAUUCAUUUCCAAUUUCUGCACUCCAGUUAUAUUUUAACUUGAACAACCAAGACUUUUGCAAAUAGUCGCUGCAUAUAUUUAGCUUGCUUUUCAAAUAUAACACAUUUCUUAUAAUCUCACUGAUUUAAAGAAUUUUGUUCUUAAAGGAAAAAAAAAAAUCUGAAACAUAGCAGAAUUUUUCUUUUCAUUUUUGCAUGUAAACUAUGGGAUGGAAUGACCCUGCUCUGUAUCCGAAAGCUCCCAGACUCACUGGCAGGAUGAUACCUGCGAUUAAGUCUUAUUUAAUGGAACCAUCUGCACCAAGUGCUUGUUUAAAAGUUGGUGCUACUUUUCUUGAACUCUGGUUUGAGUCCAAGUUUAUUUUGAGAUGGUUUUCACCAUCUGGUCUCUGUAAUUCCUUGACUGACCAAACACAUGACGUCGUUACCAGCUGUACCUGGUAUAUUUGGGGUAAGUAGGUUCUUCUGCCCAGGUAACAUCUAAACACCCUGGUGCUGAGAUGUUCACCGAGGGCAAAACCCGACAUCGAUCAUGCAACAGCAACUGAUUUUCUUAUUUGUUGCUCCCGACUAGCAAUGUUACUGACUGUAUGGUGGAUUCCACGCAGCAACUUUUAAGAGUUUUCUGAGCCGUGGUCCAACUUAGGCCUGGCAACACAGAAAUCCUGAGAUGCUCACGGAUUGAGCUUCGCCAGCUGCAUAUGGUACAUUGGCUUUUUUUGCACCAUAUGCUGCACAGAAGACAUGAGGCGUGCUCUGAUUUAAGGCACCAGUCCUGAGUCGAAUGUAAAACUCCUUACAGAUUCAGAGGAAAUUCUAGGAACAAGCUCUAUGACGGGGCAGAUGCUGCAGCUCUCCAGUAACUUAAACUGUAAAGGCUGCAUAUUACAAUGAUGUUUAUAAAUACCCACCAGAAAUGUGGUUGGUGUGUUCCUAUGUAAGGGUGAGCUGUCCUGUCGUUGCAUAUUUGCAGGAGGAAUGUGCAAUACUUAGUGUAAUGAUCCCAUUGAUUUGAUGGUAUCUUUGGCUGUCUUUUAAUAACCUGUGCAUGUUGCGUGUGUGUUUUAUGCUCCCAUAUGUUGAGCCUACAUGACGACUUCCUUUGAAUCACAACCUAAGUAGUAGCAGAAACACGUGAAAUACUGACAUAAUUUUAAACCAGAAACUCGUGUUGCUCAGAGACAACAAGAAUCUUGAUGUAAAUAGUUUAAUACAUGAAACAGGACUGUUUAUUUUAACUGGAACUAUUACCACCUAAACUGCAUUUUCCCUGCUGUAAACUUAUAUUAUGUAUAAAUUUGUCAGGCCCUCAGUAUUUUUGUCAAUAAAAGCAAUUUGUCAGCAAAACA